Drosophila hydei is the source of this 2177-nucleotide messenger RNA. RefSeq lists its product as uncharacterized. Lineage: Eukaryota; Metazoa; Arthropoda; Insecta; Diptera; Drosophilidae. The record is from RefSeq and is a predicted model, not a curated record. The transcript has 2 exons. Bases 209 to 2137 code for a protein of 642 amino acids.
GAAUCAAAUCUCACUUAUUUUUUAAUAUUUUCUUUCGCAAAUCUUUCUGGAAAUAAUACUCGAGCCUAAUGUCCUAUCUGUAUCGCUUCUUGAUGAGCCCCAGGUCUGAGCUACUAACAAAUUCAUUCAUUCAUUUGCGUCCUACGUCCUACAGUUUGAACUCAGUAGGUGCUCAACACAAACACACAAACAACUCCGAACUCUCACAAUGUAUCGUUUGCUGAUUAACGGCAAGCUGCUACUCGCCAUCCUGUUAGUCCUUUUCGUCUACAUAUAUUUUAGUUACAUAACUAAACAUGAACUGCAAGAAAUCGUGACAACUUCUAUCCAAGCAGAGGCCACAACAAGCAGAGAACCUACCCGAGUUCCUACUCAGCGCAAAUUUGGCGUUUUCGAUCAUGAAUGCAAAAUACCAAGAAUCGAUCCUUUCUCCGCUGAUGUCAUGGCAAUUUUUAAGCCCCCCAAACUGAAGGAUUGCGUGGAUCAACCCGAUUUAUUCACUGUUCGAUAUGAUAAGCUGCUCAAUCAAUAUAUUCUACGCUUUAAUAAGCCCCUAUUCAUGGAGCUAUUCCCAAAUGUACUUGACUAUGCCUGUGUCUUUUACCAGAUAGUCAGUGGACCAAGGGAGCCGCCCUCUUGGAACAAGGACUUACCAGUUGCCUGUCGCGAUUGGAUCGUACCUCGUCACAUUUCAGGCAUUGUCGUAGAAUGCCACGAAAUAGGUAACAGAUCCCGAAUCCUGCAACGCGAUGCAUUUCCUCUUGUCCAGUAUCCAGUUGGUCGGAAUGAGAAGAAUGAUGAGGAACGCAGUCGUAUCAAUCCUUCUGUGAUUAUGUUGGGCAUUGACUCCAUGUCACAGAUGAACUUUCAGAGGACUAUGCCAUUGACAGCUCAGUUUGUGCGCCAGCUGGGCUGGUAUGAGAUGCUUGGCUAUAAUACAGUCAGCAAUAAAGUGGUCGAGGGUAUGUUAAGCCUUUUAUCGGGCAAGUUCGGCCAACAGUGGCAGCCAUACUGUGAUGUGAGGAGGCCGGGCUGCUUGGACGCCCUCACUUACCUGUGGAAUCACUUUCACAAUUCGGGCUAUUUGACUGCCUUCGCGGAGGAUUCUCCCACGCUUAAUUUCACGCGAAAGCCCGUUGAUUACUAUCUGUAUCCCAUAUUGGAAGCUUUCAGGCAAAUCAUGGAAGGAGUGAAGCGCGUGAAGGACGACUACUGCCUGGGACGGAAGCAGAGCUUUCGCUAUGUCUUGGAAUCUUGUCUGCAGGUUGUCCAGCGAUUCAUGCACGAGACGCAGAAGCCGCUCUUCGGACUCUUCUGGACGAAAAGCUUCAGCCAUGAGGACUUCAGUGCAGCGGCACGAGUGGAUGAGGAUUUCGUCAAGUAUCUGGAGCUGUACAGGGAGCACGGCUUAUUUAAGAAGGCAGUUGUCAUCUUGUUCAGCCUCCAUGGACAGCGGAAGGGCCCCUUGAUGAAGUUGGCAUCCGGCUUCCUGGAGGAGCGAUUGCCCAUGCUGCACAUUUAUUUGCCGCCCUGGUACCGGAAACAGUAUCCAGAGAUUGCGCACGCGCUUGACGUGAAUCGUCGCCGGCUGUGCUCCACGACUGAUUUGCAUUUGACCAUUAAGGAUCUGCUCCUGCAUGCACAUCCCAACUUGGACUUUGAGAUCGUGUGCAGGAGCUGCAUGUCGUUGUUGUACGUGGUGCCAAGGAAUCGCAGUUGUGCUCAGGCCUCCAUUGCAGGGCAGUUUUGCGCGUGUCGUCCGUGUGCACGAGUACCGGAGAGCGAGUUGGUGCAGCUCUGGGCGAAGAUAAUUGUGUUUCGCAUAAACCAAUAUUUGUACGGGAAAAACCAUGUCCGGCAAUGCCAUCACCUGCAACUGGAACGUUUGCUGACGGUGGAUCAUGAAGAAAUCUAUAAUGUGGAGGGGCAAAUGGUGGAGCCAGUGGACGGUACUGAAAGGUAUCAGAUCAAGUUCAUCACCCAGCCGAAGGCCGUUUUUCUCGGCAACAUUUUCAUCAGCAACAAGUAUAACUUUAUCGACGUGCCCCAGCAGCAAAUACUACGUCUAGACGCACAUGGCAGAUGCCUGGAUGAAAGCGUCGCCCACAACCUCUGCGUCUGUCGAUCGUCGCUUUGACAUAUGGAAUAGACUAAAUUAUAUCUUUUACAUAAUAGAA